AUCACUACGACCUGUGCUCGUCGGCCCCUCCUGCAGCGCCAUUAUGAGCGAAUCUGGCGGAUCGAAAAGCGGUUCGCAGAUUGCGAACAACAUCAAAGUUUUUCUCCGCCUUCGUCCUACCAGUCGGGCUUUUGUCGGCUUCAACCAGCGCGAAGAUGAGGAUAUUGUCGAGUUCGACCUGGACCGGGGCGAUCCUAAUGCAUUCGUCAAUAACAGCAAGGCAAAGCACAAGUUCAAAUUUGACGGCAUAUUCGGGAUGGAUGCGACGCAAGAAGAAGUGUUCAAGUCGGUGGCAGUGCCCGUAAUAACAGAUGCGCUGAGCGGGGUGAACGGAACGAUAUUUGCGUAUGGGCAGACAGGGAGCGGAAAAACUUAUACGAUUUUAUGGACUUCUACAUGGUGAUGCUGGUUUUCAAUCUUUUUGAUUUUUCAGGCAUGCAGAUGCGUAAGUACCCAUAUUUUUUGUAAUGUUGUUGCUUGUCUUGUUGAUGUAGUUGUAGGAGGGUAGUUCUUGUUGUGCGUACUUUUAUUUUCUGUAUCCGCCGGGAAGACGAAGAUACCUCCGACUUCUGUUCAGUUUUACACGACGGAGCCCUCUUCUUCUAAUCCCCACUGGUGGCUCCGAGAAAUAUGUCGAUCGCGGUUUGAUUCCUCGUACGAUCAGCGAAAUUUUCGACCAUAUCCGAAAAGACGGCAAAUCCAGACACCAAUGCUUUAUCUCGUACUUGGAGAUCUACAACAACUUUGGCUACGAUUUGCUAAGUCGUGACGAAAACGCAACAAAGUUAGAGGAACUACCAAAAGUCAGUCUCCGGGAAGAUGAAGAUGGGAAUAUGCAUCUGAAAAAUUUGUCAGUCAAUGUGGCGAAUACAGAGGAAGACGCAUUAAACUUGCUGUUUUUGGGAGAUACAAAUCGGGUAUUGUUCUUAACUUCUCCAUUCAUCUAUCAGCCACAUCUUCUCCAACCACUAGUAACCCAAUCUUCUUCGCAUUUUUAGUUGUUUAGCAACUACGUCCUCGUUGCCGCUUUCAACACUUUUUUUCAAAAGAUUCAUAACUUCUAUUAAUCUGUGAUUCAUCACAUGAUCUAUUACUCUUCACAGCCGCGUCCUUCCACCCAACACCAGGUAGUCGCAGAAACGCCAAUGAAUGAUGCAUCUACACGAUCGCAUUGCAUCUUCAUCGUAUGGAUUCAAUCUAGUGAGCACGGCAGCGACACUGUUCGAAGGUCCAAGAUACAUUUGGUGGAUUUGGCAGGAUCAGAGCGUGUGUCGAAAACGGGUGUGGAUGGAAAACUGUUGGCGUAUUUUUUACUUGCCCUGCUUCGUUUCAAAAACAAAAUCUUAAUCUUGUAUCACAAUCACGAUCGAGUUGUUUGAAUGUUGAUGGUGGAGAAAACUACAAUCAUGUACUAGUACUAUGAAUGUUUUUCGAUCCUCUUUCUCCUAUUUUCUUGUGAAACAACAUCAACAAGAACAUCUGUCUCCAACUCCAACGACUACACCCAAACAACAUCACAGGGAAGCAAAGUACAUCAACAUUUCCCUGCACUUUUUGGAACAAGUGAUAGUAGCUCUGCAGGAGCGUGCGAAUGGAGGGCGUAGCCAUGUGCCCUAUCGUUAAGGCUUCCCUUCAUCCAUUUUCGGAAGCAUCCUCAGUCAAGAGGGUUCUCAAGGAGAAAAAGCAUCCGGGAUGCAUCUUGAGACGGAUUAGGGUGAGCGCUAAUAUCGAAAUAGUAUGAUGACUUCAGUCUUGCGGGAUAGCCUUGGCGGAAACUGUAAGACAGUGAUGCUUGGCACCGUUGCAUUGGAAACCAGCAAUGUGGAUGAUUAGGGCUGGUUGAUGUAAUGUUUUUGGAUGUUUAACACAUAAGAAAGAAUAUACUUGAUAGAAGAUAGCCUUUUCUUUUUUCUACCUUCCUCUGGUCUUUGUUUUUCUAGUUCUUAGGUCUGCUCCGCCACAGAUAUAAUUAACCGUGCCGUUACCAACAUCAUCGAACUACUAUACUAUAGAUACAACUAACCUUUUAUUUCCCUCUCCUCAGGUGGAUGAUGGGGGUCGUUCCACACUGAAUCACAUUCACACUGAUCCAUAAUUCCAAAACUCCACUACUUCAUAUCUCUAAACCAAAAGCCUUUCAACAUGCCGUUUCGCACAGCGCGUCGCUUGCAUUAAGAAUUCGGCAAUUGUGAACGAGGAGCUAGACCCGAGUCUCAUGAUAAAGCGGCUAAAACGUGAAAUUUAAGGGCACGAACGUUUUAUAGAAGGUGCUCCUGUAGUGGCCAUUUGUUUUGUCUCGUCUCUCUCCACCUAAGGGAGGACGAGAAAAGCAUAAAAACAAACAGGAUGAAACAGAAACACCAAGAAAACCCUACCUCUAAGAAAUAUUGGAAUUGAAAGACCAGUUGAAACAGUAUCAACAAAGCGACGAAGACCAAAAUGACGAGCCACUGUCGAUGGAGCAGGUGGAAAAAUGCAGAAAAAAUGUCACGGAAUUUGUUGAGGAUAUACACACAGCGAAUUUCUUGUUAUGUCGGGAGUGAGAUUGACAUUUCUUUUUCUUCUUCUGAAGAUGUGUAGUCAGGACUGCAGUCUUCAAGAUGUCCACCAAUAAGAAUGUGAAAACAUCAUCAAUCCGAGUGCUGCUAGUACAAGGACCUUCUUCUAAGUGUCGUCGGCGGUGGUCAAAAAUGGAUGCAAGAAUGUUUCCGACAAUUCCGACAGCUCGCUGUGCGUGGUGGCGGUCCUUCAGGAGGAGGUGGAUCUUCAGCUAGCUCAGGACUUCCCAGUUCAGCAGGAGGAGGGCCCUCCAAUGAAGCUGCAAACAAAUCCUUACAGCAACAAGUGAAGCAGUUGCAGCUAGAGGUAGCACAACGAGACCAAGAGAUUGGCAUUUUAGUUUCGAUAGUGAAUCGGAAUGGAGGAAGCUAUGGAGGUGGUGGAGGUGGACCUCCUGGUGCUGCUGGAAAUUUCCAAACCGGGGGAUCAUCUCCGUCCAAACCUCGAGGACAUGUUGGCGGAGGUGGACAGGAUGCUUCUACCUAUGGCUGAAGAAGGAGAAAUCUAGAGGAGAAGUUUUGUUCAACUCCCAUUUCUUUCUUGUUCAUUCUACUUACUUUUCAUUAAAAUAUUGUCGUCCUUUCUGUUUUCGUGGUUUUCUUUUGCAAGACUGACUAGUACAGUCCACUGGUGCUUGAUUGUCGCACAUGAUAGGUUGCCCUCCAUCUGCUCUAACCUACGAUCGCUUCUUCAUCGAUCGCAAAUACUAGCAUGCUAUCGUCAAGCACCGGUGGCGGUGCGACGCCUUCAAAUUCAUCGCAAAUUUCAGCUUCACAACAACAACUUCCUCUUGGCGCUGGUGCAGCUAUGACCUCGACUAGAGCUGGAGGAGGUGGACCCGGAACCCACACUCAACAGCAUCCUCUUACAGCUGCUAAGGGUACGUUUUAUAGGUGCUCCUCCUGUAGUUCCCGUUAGUUCUUUUGCUUUUCUUAAAGGCAAGCCAGGGGGAAAGGAGGCAUAACUAACGGGGGGAAAGGCAAAGGCAUAACUAAAACUAACGGGGUAAGUAAAUACGCUACCACUAAAACCACUCUACUCAACCUCUAAUCCACCACCGCACCAACCAAUAGCGCCCGUACCUCGAGGUCGCGAAGCGGCAGAGCUCCUGUUAGAUAGAGCGAAGGCGUUUGAGGUUUUUCGGAAGAGCGUACGGAGAAACGAGUCCUUUGAGGAGAAUAAAGAGCUAUUGCGGAAAUUCUACACAGAAGCGAAAGGUCUCGGCGAGGAAGCGAACAACGCGAGACAGAGAGCAGCGCAGACGAAAACAGCGAUACAGCAAUUGAGGUUGAAGAAAGCAAUGAAUGAAGAGGAAGUUAAGACAACAAAUACUGCCCAUUGUUUAAAAUUGCGUCAACAUGAUCAUAUAAUUGAACGAAGCUAAGACAACAAACACUGCCCAUUAGAAUUGCGUCAAUAUCAUAUAAUAAGUUGAACGAAGUUAAGACAACGAAUACUGCCCAUUAGAAUAGCGUCAACGUCAUAUAAAUAUAAUUGAACUACGUAUCCUUAUCCGUGGUUCGAGACAGACGAUUUGCCUUAUAUUUAAAUGGUGCCCCAAUGAAUCCCUAAAGAUGAUCAAGAACUGAUUAUGUAAUGUGUCCUCUCUUCUGAUGAAAAAGACAAUUCAUUGAAAACUUCGUCGGUAGUUGUACUACUUUCGUCGGUAGUUCUAAAAUUUGUGGCGAAGGAGCAGAGGCGAAAGGCCCCUUACCCCCAUCAGUGGAAGAACAGGGCUUGCUGGAUCAGCUGGAAAAGGACAAGAGGGUCUACUUAUGGCAGUUGAGUACUGAAGAUUGUUUGUUGCUCUCUCUGUUGAUCACGAUCACCGUCUAGUACUCUCAUUAUUAUGGCGGUUGGUUUCUUCAUGAUCGUACGGUAGGAGGGAAUGCGUCAUCAAUGAGUUGUAUACAACUUCUUGUAUGGAUCAUGAACAGACCGUUAUCUUCGCUACCAUGUUCUUGCCGUCAGCAUCAUUUUUGGUGUCAUCAACAUCAUUUUUGAUGUGAAACAUCAGCAUCAUGGUCAUUCAACUUCAACGAUCUAUCUUCAAGAGAAUUCGUUUUCAUCUUCGUAUGAUCUAAUCCCCGGCGAAGCCACUGGUCGUCUGCGAACAGUAAAACACGAUAUUGAGAGGGUCCAACAAGUUCUUGAGCAGAAUAAGAAGCGCCUUCAGAAAGACUUCGAAAGCUGGUUCGUUUCCCUCAGAAAGUUAAGAGACUUCUCCCGCAAUUACUUCAAGAAGUGUAAUAGUUCAAGGACAGGGUUACUAGUGCUAGUGUCCUGAUAUUUCACUGAUUCUAUUUCUACCUACAGGCCUUCUUCAUUACGUACUAGUAUGAUCCAUUGGUAUACUACUUAAUAGUUGAAUACCGAAUGUCAACGUUCUCUUCAUCUUGCUCAAGAAGAUGAUACUGGUUGGUUAACUUUGAUAACUACAUCCCUUUUAUGCAUCCUUCUCUAACGAAUGAAGCGACCGAGAGCUUACGGGACGUGCAAUCAAUUGAAGAGAUGGAAAGUUUACAAGCCAGUGCUGUGCCUCCGGAAGUGAAACUAACUGGUAACGAAGCCGUCGAUGAAGAGGUAAAAGGCUUUUACAAAGCUCUCAGCAAAAUAGGGGGUCCUCCACCUCCAGGAGCUUGAAAGUGCCCUUAUUUAUUAUGUUUUCUUUUGUUUUCACAUCCUCGGAGUCGAGCCAGGUGCCGGAACGAGGGUUCCAUGUGCAGGAUCCACAACCUACCCUAACCUAACCUAACCUAGGCACUACGUAGUUGUAGCCGUUGCACACCGACGUGGGUUUAUGUUUUCUUUUGUUUUCACUAGGUCGCAGUUGUAGCUGUAGGCGUAGGCGUACACUUCUACACUGCCGACGUCGGUUCAUCAUCAUCAGAUUCCGAAUCAUCAUCACCAUCAUUACUUGAUAGAUCACUAUGUUGUUUAUUUUGUUUUUUCCAUGCAAGUCAAAGUCUUAGUCUAUUAUAUGUAGUUGUAGGUCUUUUAGAAGAAGGUAAAGGUACUUUCUCUAUCGUCGCAAACGCAAUCGCUUUUAGUAUGUCUGUGCGACUUCUUGGUUGUUAACAACUCCUUGAACUCUACCUGUCCAUGGGAAGAAAGACAAUAGAUUCUAGUACGACCACAUCAAACAUGAGCAAGUCAAUCAGUGACGAAAGGAAAUUGUUGAUGAAAACCAUGUGAG
Amoebophrya sp. A25 is the source of this 5755-nucleotide messenger RNA. Lineage: Eukaryota; Dinophyceae; Syndiniales; Amoebophryaceae. The record is from the annotation of a GenBank genome assembly.